Molecule: messenger RNA, 822 nt
Organism: Sclerotinia borealis F-4128
Lineage: Eukaryota; Fungi; Ascomycota; Leotiomycetes; Helotiales; Sclerotiniaceae
Source: the annotation of a GenBank genome assembly
AUGUCCACCGGCACACCCCUCAAAAACACACUCCUCUCCUUCCCAACCUCCUCCACCCUCCUCAUCACCAUAAACCGACCCUCAUCUCUCAACUGCCUCGAUACCUUCACCCACAACGAACUCGAUCGCAUUUUCCGAUGGUUCGACGCUGAGCCGGGCCUCCGGUGUGCCAUCCUCACUGGCGUGGGUCGCAGUUUCUGUGCAGGCGCUGAUCUGAAAGAAUGGGAUUCGAGUAAUUCGUCAUCUACUUCUGCCUCGAGUCAAGCUCGUUCGUUACCCACGUCUGGUUUUGGAGGGUUGAGUCGUCGAGGCGGAAAGAAACCUAUAAUAUGUGCAGUGAAUGGGAUUUGUUUUGGGGGCGGGUGCGAGAUGAUUAUAAAUGCCGAUAUGGUGAUUGCAGAAUCACAUGCUGUGUUUGCGCUGCCGGAGGUGAAGAUUGGGGUGGUGGCUCUUGCUGGAGCGUUAACUAGGUUGGUGAGGACGGUGGGGAAACAAAGAGCGAUGGAGAUGGCGUUGACUGGGAGGACGCUGGGAGCUGAAGAGGCGAUGGAAUGGGGGUUGGUUAAUAGGGUUGUGGGGACGGGGAAAUGUGUAGAGGAAGCGAUUAAAAUGGCGGAAUUGAUAGCGGCGAAUAGUCCGGAUAGUGUGAUUGUGAGUAGAGAGGGAAUCAAGAUGGGAUGGGAAGGAGUUGGUGCGGAGGAGGGGACAAGAUUGAUAGAGCAAAAUUGGUAUAGUAGGAUGGAUAAGGGACCCAAUAUGAAGGAGGGAGUGAGGAGUUUUGUGGAGAAGAGGAAACCGAAUUGGGUGCCUAGUAAAUUGUGA